CUAAGAGUUAAAAAUCAACCAAAACUCUCCGUGUGGGUGAACGUUAACAGUUCUUUUCUUCCGAUCACCAUCCAAGGUAAAGCAGAACACCCUUCCCCCCUGGACUCAUUUUAAGCUCAGAAACAAACGAAGCUUUGAAGCAUCUUUGAAGCAUCUGAUCAAUCAACAAAGUGACAUUAUCAUCUCGUACAACUUACUAGUAUCAUGCUCUUCACUGCGUCAUUCAAGGAUAUGUAAUCAAGCUUCAAUCUUCGCAGAUAACCAGCGGGCGUCUGCCCUCUAUCCUGCUAUUUGCUAAUGCCAAGAGACAAAAAUAAAUCCAAGAGUAAGAAAUUCAGAGCUUCUUCAGAUAGUGAUCUAAUCAGUCAAACUGAGAGUGAACAUUCUAAUGUUAGUGAGCCCUCUAGCCCCAAGAAAAAACACAGGAAGGGCGCUGCUAAACAGGCUGCCAGCGCUUCUGACGUCACCCAGGGUCUCUUCCCUCCCCAGCCCAUCCAUACCGGUCACAUCAGCGCCACCAAUCCCUUCGACGACAACCCUAAUUCUGACCCGCGCAGAAACCACGCGGGAUUCAUGGCGCGCCGCAUGAACCCCCGCAGUGUGAACGCGGCACAGUUCCCUGGAAUGAUGAAUAGUAACUUCCAGCGGGGGAUGCCACCGGGGAACUACCACGGGGGUCCUGGGCCAGGGGGUCCUGGGCCAGGACCCCCAAACGGUCCCCCCCAUGGCCCCCCUCACGGCCCCCCUCAUGGCCCCCCCCAUCACGGCCCCCCUCCUCAUCCCAUGUUCAAUAUGAAUAACCCCCACGGGCCACCCCUUGUUCUGUGCGGUCUUUGUCGCCAGGAAGUCCACGAUACUGAAGAUGCUAUUCAAUGUGAAAGUGGUUGCAAUAUGUGGUUUCAUCGACUAUGUACUGGUUUAACCGAAGCUGCAUAUUCCUUACUCACCACAGAGUAUCUCGCUGAGUGGGCAUGUGAUCGUUGUAUUAAGGAGAAGAAGAUUCCUUUGGUCAGAGUUAAACCACAACCGGUUAUGUUAUCUGGACAACAUAACUAAAGUAUGGGACCGCUAAACUCCUGUUAAUGAUUUAAGUUAAACCACAACCGGUUAUGUUAUCUGGUCAACAUAACUAAAGUAUCUGACCGUUAAACUCCUCAUUAUGGAUUGACUUAAACCCACAACCGGUUAUGUUAUCUGGUCAACAUAACUAAAGUAUGGGACCGCUAAACUCCUGUUAAUGAUUUAAGUUAAACCACAACCGGUUAUGUUAUCUGGUCAACAUAACUAAAGUAUCUGACCGUUAAACUCCUCAUUAUGGAUUGACUUAAACCCACAGCCGGUUAUGUUAUCUGGUCAACAUAACUAAAGUAUGGGACCGUUAAACUCCUCAUUAUGGUUAGAGUAAAACCACAACCAGUCAUGUUAUCUGGUCAACAGUGACAAUAACUAAGUAAGGAACCGUUAAACUCCUCAUUAUGGUUAGAGUUAAACCACUACCAGUUAUGUUAUCUGGUAUGGUCAACAGUGACAAUAAUUCAUUAUAUAAAUACGUUAGACUGUUAAAAUCCUCCAUUAUGGUUAGAGUCAAACCACAACCAGUAAUGCUACAUGUAUCUGGUCAACAUAAGUAAAAGAAACAUUUAAAAUCUUCAUGACUGUUAGUUAAACUACAACCAGUUAUGUUUGUUUUCUGGUCAACAGUGACAAUUAUCAAUUCUGGUUUACUACACAUAAUUCUGGUCCAGUAGAUAAUUGUUAGCUACCUAAAAGCUUUGUGGUCUUGUGUGUUACUCAAAAAGAUUUGAACCAUUGAGUUUAUAUCAAAAAGGGUUCUCUUGAGAACCUUUUUUAGAUAGUGGUUCCCACAGAACCGAUGAGUCUUCUUGUUGUCAGCGGAACUGGUUUUGAGAACUGUUUUUAGAUAACGGUUCCUACAGAAUCCUAUUGGUAUUAAUGUCAUCAGAACUGGUUUUGAGAACUGUUUUCAGAUAACGGUUCCUACAGACUCCUACUGGUAUUGAUGUCAUAAGAUCUGGUUUUGAGAACUGUUUUCAGAUAACGGUUCCUACAGAAUCCUAUUGGUAUUGUUGUCAUAGGAACCGUGUUUGAGAAUCGUUUUCAGAUAAUGGUUCAGAAUUUGUAGAGUCAGAAAGGGUUCUUACAAAUAAUUCUAGAAUGUGAAAUCUCAUCAAUCACUGUCCAUUUGUGGUUAAUACUUGCAGUUGUUCAGAGGAGUUAUUAAGUUGUAGAAAAUAGAAUUGUCUUUCAUGGUAGUCUGGUUUUUUUUGCUGCUUCUUCCAAGGUUGUAUCGUAAACUUGGGUGUGAUCCCUGGCUACCAUGACAGUUGUACCCCAAAACAAAGAUACUAACAAAAUAGGGAGACUACCAACAUAUGGCUAGAUACAUGUAGCUCAGUUGGUAGAGCGCCAGUACAAUAAUCCGG
This is a messenger RNA of Asterias rubens (European starfish), 2444 nucleotides long. Its product is annotated as protein pygopus-like. The record is from RefSeq and is a predicted model, not a curated record. NCBI's taxonomy places the organism in Eukaryota, Metazoa, Echinodermata, Asteroidea, Forcipulatida, Asteriidae. The transcript is spliced from 4 exons. The coding region runs from base 298 to 1056 and encodes 252 amino acids.